AAAAUUAGUUCUGAGCUAGGGUUUACGUCUUCUCCUUAAAAACCUUCUGUUCCUUAACAUCUCGACCAACGCAUCAUCAAUGGGGAAGAAGAGCAUGUCAUCAUUCAAGGACGAGUUCUCAUACGAAGAACGAUUGGAAGAAUCCCGAGACAUCAUCGCCAAAUACCCAGAUCGAGUCCCGGUGAUUGCUGAAAGGUAUUCAAAAACCGACCUUCCCGAUAUGGAAAAGAAAAAAUUCCUGGUUCCCCGGGACAUGUCUGUUGGGCAAUUCAUUCACAUCUUAAGUAUCAGGCUUCAUCUGACUCCCGGAAAAGCUCUUUUCGUAUUUGUGGAGAAUACCUUACCUCAAACAGCGAGUUUGAUGGACACUGUCUAUGAAUCCUUCAAGGAUGAGGACGGGUUCCUGUACAUGUCUUACAGCAGCGAGAAAACUUUUGGAUAUGGUGAUAUCCAGAUACAUGGACACUGAGCUCCGUACAUUGUUGUAGAAUCUUCAAUCUGCUUCUCCUCUGUGUGAAAUAAUUGUUGGAUACAAUCUUUAUAUAUGAGAAAAGUCCUAAAGUUAUAUCAUUGUAUUCCAGGUAAAGGAAAUGCGAAUGUUACAUUUGUGACUGUUGUUGCUGAACUUCUAUGUUAUUUAUCAAAGGGGUUUAGCUUCUUAUCACUUC
This is a messenger RNA of Vitis riparia (riverbank grape), 668 nucleotides long. Its product is annotated as autophagy-related protein 8i. The record is from RefSeq and is a predicted model, not a curated record. Gene Ontology annotation, biological process: cellular response to nitrogen starvation. The coding region runs from base 80 to 469 and encodes 129 amino acids. The transcript has 5 exons. NCBI's taxonomy places the organism in Eukaryota, Viridiplantae, Streptophyta, Magnoliopsida, Vitales, Vitaceae.